This is a messenger RNA of Hylaeus anthracinus, 11561 nucleotides long. RefSeq names its product protein sickie (gene sick). The coding region runs from base 1314 to 8189 and encodes 2291 amino acids. The record is from RefSeq and is a predicted model, not a curated record. The transcript has 22 exons. Gene Ontology annotation, molecular function: protein binding; ATP hydrolysis activity. Gene Ontology annotation, biological process: nervous system development; neurogenesis. NCBI's taxonomy places the organism in Eukaryota, Metazoa, Arthropoda, Insecta, Hymenoptera, Colletidae.
UCUGACUUCCAGCGAUAUCCAGCACGUUGCCUCAAGAAGUAUGACUACGUAUACGUUUCAUAUGCAACGCUACUUUCCACGGAAAGGAAGCUUUUCGAAAUUACGCGAAACCCUCGGAAAUACGUUCGAACGACGCCGAAGAAGACGAUAAAUUCAAAUUCCAGCAACAUCCAGCACGCCAUUCCAAAGAGCGUGACUCUGCGCAUUUCAUUUCUGCCGCUUUUGAUCCAGAUAAAGUUUCCAAGUGUUCUCCGUUCGCUUUUCGCGAGGAAAGAGGAAUGCGAGACCGUAUCAAGAGCCUUUCCUCGAACGUCAACGCUGCACCGAACUUUUCAUUGUUCGCACGGUUGUUGCACGUUGCUCGAUGCACGUCUGAUGCACCGCUGAUGCGUUUCUGAGUACACGAGGUUGAAAGGAACGUGACGACACGCCUCGCUCGAGCACGUGCAUCGCGGAUAACGAGAUCGUUCCGCUAAUAAACCGUGGAACGCGAUCGUUCGAUCGUCCAAGAGAUCGUGAUCGUGAAUCGUAUCCAUCCCGACACCGGUGCCAUCCGCGAAACGAUCAUAAACGCCUAUCGAAUAUUCUCGGGUACACGAACCACGUAUCGUUUCGCUUCGUUUGAAGAAAGAUAAGACCGAUUGCUGCACGAGUACGGCCGGUUUAAGAGAAGAUAUCGAGGAGCAAAUGCUAUUAUUGUUCUCCAAGAUCUUUCUAUAUUUUAUACAUAUAGCUCUUAAGAGAAGAAAAAGCGAAACAAGGAACUUGCGAUUUCUUGAAACUGCAGCGCGUCCGGUGGACGAUGUGUACGUAAUUUUAUUUCGGAGCGAAAAGAACUUUACCAACACUCACGGCGAGAAAUAUCUAUAAAAAUAAAACAAACAACCGCAAAGAGCCUACACCAGACGCGUUCUUUUAAAUUCUAGUUUUGAUUACUAUAUAUCCAUUAAACCUAUUAGUUCGCGUUGCAAAGCGAUAACGCGAAAUCAAUAACGACACUAAAUGCGCAAAUAGAGGCAAACAUUUAACCGUCGAAGCUUCGUCGACGUGUAAUUGCUACGAUUAUUUUGUCGGGUUUCGGAGUCGAUCGGUCCCGCAUUUAAAUCGUCGCGAACAGUGAUCCGUUGAUCCCGGGGAAAUCAUAGUUCGGUGUAUCGUCGAGGUGCCGCGAUACGGAUGACGAAUGUCGAGUGUAAUUACGCUAGUGGUUCCACGAGGUUGUGCUGCAAUUGUAUUCGCGGCUCAAUUGGUAACGGUAAUUAGUGAUUCCACCGGCGUGUUUGCAGCGUUGUGCGCGAAUUGAUGCGAUUUGGAUGAUGUUAACGGCUGGAAGCGUGGACGUCAUGGCGUGCAUUAGGGCACCAAGGUCCGUCUGCGAAUCCAGCGACGACAUCAAGGCUGAUUCAACCCGCAAUGUCAUACAGAUCUACACGGAUUGGGCAAAUUAUUAUUUAGAACGUGGUGGAUCUAAAAGAAGAGUCGCGGAUCUUCAAACCGACCUGUGCGACGGGGUUCUUCUCGCUGACCUGGUCGAAGCAGUCACCAAUCAAAAGGUGAUCGACGUUAACCGAAAGCCAAGGAACGCUCAACAAAUGGUCGAGAACGUGAGCCUGUGCGUAGGAGCGCUCCGGGCUCUAGGGGCAGACGUGGCCUCUGUGAAUCCCAGCGAAUUGGCCGCGGGAUCAACCCUUUGGCCAGUCCUUGCCCUUCUCUUCGCCCUCUCGCGAUACAAGCAGAGAGCCAAACAGCUUCAAGACAUGCCUAGAUUGCCAUCUCCGUACAAUAAGCAGUCGGCCGGCGGUGGGGCAGGUGGCGGUCCUGGCGGUGGAACCAGUAUACCCUUACCUGCCACCGUAGCUGCCACCAGAAGGUGUCCCCCAGAUAAAGUUAGACCAGCUCCCACACCGACGCAUCAAUCACAGCUUGGCGGUUUAAAACACGGAAACGGUGGUAUCGGAAGUGCUAAUAGCUCAAGAAGCACGAGUCCAAGCCAACAGCAGACGCUCCAAGGCGGGCUGUCAUUUAUACCUCAGCCUAGAAAUCAGAAUUCAACCAAUAGACAACCUGCAGCUACCACGCCGAGCCCUCGAGCGUCGACGGUAGGGAAAUCCAGCGGCGCAAGGACCACGCAAUCAUCGCCAUACACCAGCACGGGGCCACCACCGGCUCAGCAAAAUAAGAACUCUGUCCUGGACAAAUUCAAGCUUUUCAAUAACAAAGAGAAAAACCAAGAUCGCGGUAAAGCUUCGUCGGGCGUGUCGAAGCGGACUUCCAGCUCGUCGGGGUUCUCCUCCGCGAAAUCGGAGCACUCCGACAGUUCGACGUCGCUGUGCGAUCAGACCAGGGUACAAGUGGAGUCGCCGAAGAGCCGCGCUCUGAAAUCGAAGUUGCAGUCCACGAAGCCGGCGAAACAGGCGAGCCCGAAGACCGCGAGGAAAGAGCAAAGCAAAGCGCAAAGCAAAAUCGCGCGGACGAAAGCUACGCCAGACAAGUUGGGUUGUUAUAAUCCGCCGUUGGAAGAUGUCAAGUCGGCCGGCAAAGUCGGCGGCGUGGGUGCGAAGCUGGCUACGGAUAAAAAGUCCUCGAAUCUGCAAGAUCUGUUGAAGCAACAGCCGGCGGUUCAGCUGCAAAAGUCGAAUCCGUCGGUGUUGACGUCGGGCUCCAAGCAGAUCGCGUCGCAGGAGACGAAGAACGUUGCCGGUCCGAAGAACGAGUCGAUGCAACCGUCGGCCAGGCCCAAGAUGGAGCUGCCAGGGAAGAUAUCGGACGCGAAGAUUCACCUGCAGAACAUGAAGAUUCCACCGAACGGAGUGAACAAAGAUCUGAUACCGCAGAAGGGGUUAACGAGCAAUACGAACGGAAUGAUCAAGCAGUCCGAUCAGGAGGAGGUCUCCGUGACCUACGAAAACAUAUCAAGCAUCGAUCACACGUUGUCUAUGAAUCAGGCGAAUUUGUUGGAGGAAAAGUCAACGAUGGCCAAGCAGAAAGCCAUCGUAGAAAAUGUUCACUCGAACAAUCAUUUGGGAACGUUGGACGCCAGCCCGUCCAAGCAGCAAAAUAAAAAUAUAAUAGCGAAAGCCAAGGGUCCCAACGAUGCGCAGGAAGUAGGUAACCCAAACGAAAAGCAAACGUCUACUUCUUCCGUCAACAAUCCGGAAGACAUGGCUGACAGAAAGAUGAACAUCGUUCAAGAAGGUUCCACCGGGCCGAGCGUUACGGCGAGUUACGGAAACACCGUUCCUUCUCAGGGCCAGGUUUCGAAUGGAUCGAACUUUGGUGCCAGCAAGCAGCUUCCAGGAAUGAACAGCCCGUUGCAAGGUUCUCCUUUGAAUGGUUCCGGGAUCAGUCCUGGAUCCAGCAUUCCGAAGCCCACGGCCUUGGUGAAAGGCACUUCGAAACCACCGAAGGAAAACAACAUACCGGGCGUACCGACGCCCACCAAAUUGAAGGCAGACGUUUUGCAUCGCAAGCUCGAUCCCAGCACGGUUGCAAUGGUGUCACCGAUGCCAAGUAUUUCGGAUCUGAUGUCCGAGAGCUCGCACAGCAACUCGAACAGCACCGGUCAAAGCAACUCCAGCGACAGUAGCGUUAUUUAUAGGCCGAGCAGUGAGAGUGGCAGCGAGAUUAAAACUAUACCCAAUAGAAAGAUUGACACGACCUUCGAACAAAUGGAGAAGGUCCUGUCUGAAAGUUCAAGUUGCGCUGGAGGUUCCAUGGCGGACGACGAGGCCGAGAUGACAGUGAAGCCCAUGCAGCCUCUGCUCCGCGGCUACACGCCAGGCGCAAGGGCCCUUCAGACCUUGCCGAGCAGGACAACCGCGAGACAGUACACGAUUCUUCAUUCUUCUUCCCAUCAUCAUGUCGGUCACGAUUACGCGGACAUCGACGUCGCCUCUGGCUACCUCAGCGACGGAGAGGUUCUUCGUGGCGGUAUGAGCGUCGGUAGCAGAACUCUGUCUGACUUGUGCGACGGUUACAUGUCCGAGGGCGGUGCUUCCUUGUACGCGCGCAGAAUCAAUCCUUCUUACGGCCACGAUCACGAGAGUAUAGAAUAUUUUUCUAACGAAUUAAAAUAUGCUUUUUCUCAUGGACAGAGGGUGCCGGGUGGUGGCGGCGUGAUUGUGGGGGGUGGCAGUAGUUCGGCCACCCCCCAAGGUGCACAACAAGCCAGCAACCUGGUGUACCGCGUCGUGAGCUCGAGACAUCCUGGUGGCGGCCAUCAUCCUCAUGUGAAGAAGUCGGACAGCUCCCAACAGACGGAUAACUCGGCGUUCAAGCACCAGCAGCACCAGCAACAACAGCAACAGCAACAGCAACAGCAGCAGCAGGGCUCGAACAGUUCCACUAACACCAGCUCAAACAGUCAGCAAUGGAAAAAGUACAUCGAGGCUGGAGCUGCGAGGGAUCGGGAGAGAGACAAGGAUGGUGCACCCCCGAGUCCUAGUCCCUCCAGGCGAUCCCAGGAUAAACAUCGGAAGCAGGCCAUGGCCGAAUAUGCGAACGGUGAAAAACCUCAGAAAGUUUCAUCAGGCACGUCGACCAGUGGUAGCAGCAAAGUAAGGGGAGUCCCGCAGAGUUUUGGAUACGUGAAGAGACACAGCGCUGGUACCAGUCCUAGCCCUAACGGAGUCCAAAAUGGUGGCAAAGAUGCUACGAGAACAGCUCAAGUUAGCGCAGUUCCAAGAACAAAAGUUAAAGUGUCCGGUGGUACGCAAACAUGCACCACGGAACUCCAGGCCAAUUCUGCCAAUUCGAGUCAAGGACAUCAUUACAAGAGUUACAGCCUCACGGGUCCGAGUGCCAGUCAACUUUCGCAAUCGGUACGAGACCGGCUAAUGUUGGGAUCCCAGAGCCUCCCAAAGCCUGGUAGCCCAGAAUUCACAGCACUAUUUGCAUCUGCUCAUCAUCGAGACAGAGGACCAGGCGCUGGACCAACCAGCAACUCCUUCUCCCCGCGAGUACUCAAACCAUCUGAUGGAAGUCUCAGUGACACGUGCAGCAACUAUGCAGCGCCUGAUCUUCAAGGAUAUUACACUCCCAACAGCCCCUACACUACAUCCUGGAUGAGACACAGCAAUACCUAUACACCCAGUGGACGUUCUCAAGGAAUGGGUUUAUGCGAAGCUGACAGUGUAGAGUCGCUUGGUUCGCAUCGAGCAAGCUUAACUCACGCACGUUUGUUGAUGCAUCAGAGGGAUUCCACGGGAUCACCAGCACCUCCACGACUCAACAGAAGCAACUCCAUUAGCCAUCUGCGGGACAGGACAUUCCCAAGGUCCACGAAAAGCGAAAAAAUGUACCCGUCGAUGUUGGCCAGAGGAAGUGGAGCUUCGUCCUCUGUUGGCGAGGAAGUCGGAAUAGGAAUGGGUGUUGGGGUUGAACCUUAUUACAGUGUUCCUGUAGGAUCCACCGGAUGCGCGGGACAGCAUUGGUCUCAACCAACGUCUCCAACACCUACGCACACCUCACGACAACCACCCAAUCUUUACCAACACGUGCACAAGGAUGACGACAUUCACGGUUCCUCGGUAUCCUUGGUAUCGACAGCGAGCAGUCUGUAUAGUUCAGCAGAAGAGAAGCAGGCGCACGAACUGAGGAAAUUGCGACGGGAGCUCCUAGACGCUCAAGAAAAAGUCCAUUCGCUGACUAGCCAGCUAUCGACAAACGCUCACGUGGUGUCAGCUUUCGAGCAAUCGCUGUCCAACAUGACACAACGGCUCCAACAACUUACUGCAACAGCUGAGAAGAAAGAUUCCGAGCUUCAGGAGUUGAGGGAGACGAUUGAGAGACUGCGCAAGCAAAGCGCCGAGGCCGGCCUGAACAGCUCAUCGGCGAACAAUGGUCGUCGUCACACGCUAGGAGACUCCGAUUCAGGAACAACAGGCUGCACAGGAAACAGUAACUACCAUCAAGGUGCAUCGAUGGCUAGGCAGUUGUCCGCGGACAGCGUCACAUCAUUGAACUCCCUGAGCAGCGCCUGUUCGGCCAGCAGCCAUCACAAGAAGAAGGGUUGGCUCCGCAGCUCCUUCUCGAAAGCUUUCUCGAGGUCGCGAAAGAACAGACACGGCUCUGUUUCCGACGCCGAGGAUUGCAAGGAGAACACCGGUGGCGAUCUUAGCGCGCCAAACAGCCCCAGGUUGCCUACCGCCUCGAAACACGAUUCUGCCAGAACCCAAGGUGCCAGGAGCAACGGACAGAAAUCACCAGAAGUCGAGAAUCCGUUGUCUGGAAGCAAGAGCAGCUCUGCUCUGUACAAAAAGGAGGACGAGGACGUGGUGGAGCUAAAGAAGCAACUCAGGGAAAAGGACCUUGUACUAACAGACAUCAGACUCGAGGCUCUGUCUUCGGCGCAUCAGCUGGAGUCUCUCAAAGACACUGUUAUCAAGAUGAGGAACGAAAUGCUCAACCUAAAGCAAAAUAACGAGCGUCUGCAGAGAUUGGUGACGUCGAAAUCAUUGACAUCUUCUCAGUCGUCGCUACCGAGCGACCCAGACAGACGCUUCAGCAUGACGGAAGUGGCUUCCACCGUUGCUGCGCUUUCAAACGGUGACGCUGGUUCAGCGGCGGACCAACUCGAGAAUUUAAACGUACCAGAGCACACGGUAGUGCCGUCAAACAACUCGAACACUGGGGAGCCAACGUUGGAGCAAGAUACGGAUGGAAAGAGAAUCAACGUGGCUAUCUAUCUUGGCAGUGAAAAAAACUUUAAUUACAAUCUCGUAACUGGAAGCACAUCCGAUGGCAGCCUCGGCGAACCUCCUCACUGCGUCAUCGCGAAUGUCUGCAUCAGCAACAAGACCACGUGGGACUCCCUUGAUUCUACCGUAAGACGUUGCUUCAAGGAGUAUGUCACGAGAGUGGAUCCUGUAACCAACUUGGGCCUCGGAGUCGAAUGUGUCGCUGCUUAUCACCUUGGUGAAGCUUCUAGAUGUACAACGGAUUCUCAGCAUCCAGAAUUGCUUCCUUGUGGAUAUCUGAUAGGACACGUGAAAACUAUUUAUUUGGUGCUCUCUGGUUACUCGUGGCUAGCUGUGGAUACCUUAAUACCACGAUCCAUCGUGCAACGAUUGAUAUCACUGCUCACCGAGCAUCGCAGGGUCAUUCUUUGCGGACCCAGUGGUACCGGAAAAAGCUAUUUAGCUGGAAAAUUGGCACACGCUCUAGUGGACACCGAUAACGAAGCGAAGGAUGCAGCAGCGGUAGCCACAUUCAAUGUAGAUCACAAAUCCAGCAAAGAACUCAGGCAGUAUCUCGCACACAUCGCCGAAAGAUGCGACUCGAACGCAGCCGACGAAUUACCAAGGGUAAUCAUUCUUGAGAACCUGCAACACGCUGCGUCCUUGGGAGAAUUGUUCAGUGGUCUCCUUGGUACUAGACACUCGUCUUGCCCAGCUAUUAUCGGCACGAUGAGUCAAGCUACUUGCAGCACAACGAAUCUUCAGUUGCAUCAUAAUUUCAGGUGGGUGCUGUGUGCUAACCACAUGGAGCCAGUUAAAGGGUUCUUAGGCCGUUAUCUCAGGCGGAAACUGUUAGAACACGAGCUACGCGAUUGUGGUGGGACCAGGAAUGCAGAAAUGGCAGCGGUUGUCGAGUGGUUACCCCGGAUUUGGUUACAUCUCAACAAGUUCCUAGAAACUCAUAGUAGCUCCGACGUGACCAUAGGGCCGCGGCUAUUUCUGUCCUGUCCGAUGGAGGUAACGGGUUCUCAAGUAUGGUUUACCGACUUGUGGAACUACUCGGUAAUACCGUAUCUAGUAGAAGCAGUCAGAGAAGGAUUAACACUUUACGGCAGACGUGUCAGUGGAAAUGGAAACGGUGAUUCUUCCUGGGAAGAUCCAGCUCAGUUUAUCAUUUCGAGUUAUCCAUGGAUUUCUACACACGCGGUGCACGGUGGCAGCGACGCUCUUCUUCGUUUGCGACCCGAGGACGUUGGCUAUGAUGUUGUUACAUCCGGACACAACUCUGGAGUUGGUGCUUCCAGUGUGAAAAGUCUUGGCAGUACCCACAGCGACACCGAAGGAGAUCCACUACUGAAUAUGUUAAUGAGACUACAGGAAGCAGCUAAUUAUUCGAGUCCUCACAGCAACGACAGUGACUCGGUGACCUCCCUUGACUCGUCGCACACUCGGCACUCCGAAGAUUUGAGUUCAUCGACAUCGUCGUCCAGGGGUGUGGAAUCAGCCCUUUAAUUCGACAAUUUUGAGAAUCGUGCGUCAGGCCAGUUUGUAAUAUCCAUUUGAAGAAGUAAUUGAUGAGUAUUUGAAAUGUACAACCGAAUUAGAUGCGUAUGAAAAUUUAAGAACGGAAACGUAAAUCAAAAAUGGACUUUUUUAAUAUCUUUAGGAUACAAGUACAGAUUUUCUCCUUUUAACUUUUUACGACGAAAGAUAUCAAAGAAGUAGUUCGACGAUGGAAGCAUCGAUGAAAACCAUUAGGUUCUCAGCAAUACGUGAUACGAUGCUCUUUUAUGAAACACGUCCUUUCAACUCGAUGGUUUAGCGCCAAAAGUGUUUUGAAGAGAUUUCAACUGUUUUCCUUAACCGUUUGAGUCCCAAACAGCGCUAACGCGCUGUUGAGAUUUUAUGUCGAGAAAACCCAGUACUCAUUCAGAGAAAGCGCGGUUGCGCUGUUUGGGAUUCUUCGAUAGUGUUUUUUCUGGGACUCAAACGGUUAAUGUCAAAUCGAUAUAUUUACAAAUUGAACAAAUCAAGGGAUCCUUGAGGCAUUUAAAAUAUUUUUAUUUUAUACAAUAGCAAUAAUACAUCUUUAUUAUUUCAAAAUUGUACUUGGAAAUUCACAUGUAGAAAUUUAAGUUUGAUUGAAGAAAUGAAUAAUUUCGGUGUUGCUUCGGUAGAAAGGCGAAUUACAGUACUAUGUUGUAUGUUAUAUUAACCUAAUAAUUGUAUGCCCGCUUUUCGAAUUACUGAGUAAAACAGGCUUAAAAAUUCUACUUUAGAAUUAAAUAAGUAACUUGGGCAUUAUAUCAAUCAUCUUAUACAACGUAUAUGUAAAAGCCUUCUGUACGAAUAUUGUGUUCCUUGGCAUGGACUUACAACGUUUGUGCAGAUAGAAUAAUGAAUUAUGCAAAUACGACAAAUUAAAAGAUACAUUAUAACAAAUUUAUAGAGAAAAAAUUCAUCAAUCUGUUUCGUUAAGCGAAAGCAUUUCAAAAUUAAACCAAUUCCAGUCUUAAUUUGAAAUGAACAGUUGCAUAGUUGUUUCUAACUCUUCUAACGCUAAACCACCGACUUACUCUUACAUAAGGCAAUGAUGUGCAUUACAAGUGAAAUUAGAGAUUAGAAAUGUCAAGAAAAAAUUUUCAAUGCCUACAACUGGCCUAUAUUUAUUCUAGAUUUUUACGUGCGUGAAGCACCUUCGGUGUGAUAUGUAAUUAAGUAAGUAAGAGGGACAAGUAAGCGAUAACGCUACGUUCUUAAUUAUAUACCGACGUAAAUGCGUACGCGACAACCACGCGAUGCAAUAAUCCACGCUGCCGUUACGGAAGUACGACUCUAUUUUAAACAAAUACAAUUUCUAUGAUCAAAUCAAGUACGAUCCAUGUAAGUGUAGCUUAACCCCUUGCCGUACCAUUUAAUCCGACAAAAUCCAGGCCACAUUAGCCGAUGCUCGGUAAAUUAAUCAAAGUAACGUGUAAAAAAAGUAUGUGACACGACCCGAAAUGGCGGAGGAACAUCGUCACAGAGCUGAAAAAAGUAACAUUUUCCGACAAUCUGUGAAGUAGUUGUACUUUGACUUGCUUCACGCGUUACUAUUAGGGUAAAUCAAAACUUUUUUCAAAUUUUUCUCCCUUCUUUGUAUGCUUUUUUUAACGAACGUUUAAAUGAAACAAAAGUCUAAGAUAUUUGAGUUCUCACAUCUCACACUUACUGAGUUCUUCUUCAGCAUUUUAUACCAAUAUCGGCGUGUCAGUUGAAUUCUGAAGAAGUUUACAACCAGAAGCCUCAGUUACUUUCAACCAUAAUUAAAAGUAUUUAAAUUUUAUGUUUACGUUUCUUAAUACACAAUAUGGAAGAGCAAUUUGAGAGGUACAAAAUAUAUGUAACAUGAAAUUUAAAUACUUUUUAUUUAGUUGUAACAUUCAGUUGUACCUAGAAAGAGGGAAGAAAAAUCGGAAAAUAUUUUUGGUUCACCCUAAUACUUUUGUAGAAGUCAAAUGCAUUUGAAUUAAAUAUCUUUAAAUAGUAAUUUGAUUUCUUUCUCUUCAUACAUAUUUGUAUAUAUAUUUAUAUACAUUUAUAUAUAUUGUAUGUAAUAUACUUCUUUGGUUAAAUGUUAUGUCAGGAUUUCUUAAGUAAAUUCUUUUUAAAAAACUAAAUUGCUAACAAUGCAGUAAUGCUUGUUUUAUAACAUAGACUAUACAAUUUCUGACUAACACUUGUGGUACAAUGCUAAGAUCUGAACCAUGAUUGUAACAGAAUGUUUUCAUUAAGCUCUCAACUGCCAAGGUUGUUCAGAGUUUAGCCAUUGUCCCUAGUAACUGUUAUGUCGAAACUUAAGGAUACAAACUCUCAUGUUCAGACUGUGGCAUUCGUGUUUGACCUGAAAGUAUGGCCACAAGUAUCACUCGUAAUAUUCAUAUUCGUGUAAUAUCCAGAAUUGUGACCACGAGUAAGACAUGUCAAAGUACGGCAAAGGGUUAAUAUGAAUCUGCUCGUGUGAAAUUUGGAUUGAAUAUACAGUAUUAUCAUAGGGCGUAAAAUAAACGGCUUCGAACUGAGCCACGGUUUAGGAUCGGGGAAACGCCAUUCCUCUCGUCCACUACUUUCAGGUAAUAGCUUAUCUUACACGAUAGACAGAUCUCAUGGAUGAACCGCUCAACAGAGUGUAUUGUCUCGCCUUCAGGAAUGCAGCGCAGUUCGAAGUGAGCACUGGAUAUGAUGAGUGUGCGUGCGAAAAUAGUCUAUUUAUACAUACUUUGCUACGAAAGCUCUAUUUAAUUAAAGAAUGUUAAUAUAAUAUAUAUAUAUACACAUAUAUAUAUAUACACACAACCUAACGAUGACGGCGCUAAAUGUAUGUUGCGGAUAAAGUUUAUAAUUUAGCUAGUAAGAUAUGUGAGUAAUUCUGGUCAUGUAACAUUGUAAAUACAAAAUACGAUUGGGACGUACAAUGACGCUAGGUGGAGAUGUAAUUCAAAGUCCCAUAAGUAGCCUGCGAGAUCAUUUCCAGUAAUGGCUUCUGUAAAGUGUAAAAAAAAAAAACAAUGAGAUGACAAGCAGACGAAUAAUUAAACAUUUUAUAUGUGCAAUUCAUCGAUUCGCGAAGUGUUGGUUUCAACUGCCAAAACAAAGACAGAAGAUAAUACAAGCUACGCAGACUAUACAUAUUGUACAUGUUUAACAAGGCUUUAGGGCCAAUUUCAGAUUCUGAUUGAUGACACGAUGUCCUGAAUACGAUGUGCAUGUAAUGUAACAAUUAUACAGUCGCAUUUACAGGUUUUCUACGUUUGUACCGUAUUUAUACGCUGUACGACACUGCACUCGAUCUUUACUCAAAUGACGAUAAUUAUUGUGUCAUUAAAUAAAUCACACUAAACUUCA